Amoebophrya sp. A120 is the source of this 353-nucleotide messenger RNA. The record is from the annotation of a GenBank genome assembly. Lineage: Eukaryota; Dinophyceae; Syndiniales; Amoebophryaceae.
ACACCACCUGCCAUGAUGGGGACGACCCCGCUCUCAGUCCCACGCGGAUGUCAGUGCGCAAAAAUCUUCGACAAAGAGCUGCCAGGGUGCUGGCCGCUGAUCCCACCGAUGCGAGGGUGCCGAACAAGCAUCACACGAUGUUGGCCUACAACCGUAGUUGUUUGGAUAACCUGUCGCCGGACGAUCGAAGUGAAGAUUUUGAACACGACGGACAAGGGCAGCGGAGUAGUGCCCUCUUCUCGCGAGCAGGGUCUUCAACAUCGGGAUACAUCAGUACUACUUCUAAGAACAAUCAGUCAACAACUACAUCGCAGUCCCAGUUUCUCACGUCGAACAGAAAGAGCACCUUCAGU